Thlaspi arvense is the source of this 2630-nucleotide messenger RNA. NCBI's taxonomy places the organism in Eukaryota, Viridiplantae, Streptophyta, Magnoliopsida, Brassicales, Brassicaceae. The record is from the annotation of a GenBank genome assembly.
UCUUCUUCUGUCUCUCCCCUUAUUUCAUCGCUUUCUCUGACUCCUCCUGGUUCAAUUGCAUCAGACGUAGACAGAGAGAAAGAGAGAUCCUCUUCGUUUGAUGCUCUUCUUCCUCUAGGGAUUUCUUUAGUGGGUUUCGAGUUUUCUUCUCAAUUCGAUAAACAAAAAUGGUUAACCCAGAUGAGAACUCUCGUAGCAUCGUCGUCAAACCCAUUACAACGAUUCAAGAUGAAACAAGAAUCGGAAAAUUCGGGUUAGAGAUGAAGAGACAGAACAGGAGAGCACUGGGUGUGAUUAAUCAGAAUCUCGUCGGUGCAAAAGCUUACCCUUGCGUCGUUAACAAGAGAAGAGGCUUAUCUGAACGGCAACAAGAAGGAUGUGAGAAGAAGAAGCUUGAUUCAUUGCAUCCAUCAGUUUCAAGAUCCCAAGAAGAGACGACGAAGAAGCUGAAGCCAUCGGUACCAAGCGGAAACGAGUUCGGUGAUUGUAUAUUCAUUGAUGAUGAUGAAGAGGAGGAGAAAGAAGCUGCAUUGGACCAACCUAUGCCAAUGUCAUUAGAGGAACCAUACAUUGAAUCAGAUCCUAUGGAGGAAGAAGUUGAGAUGGAGGAUAUAAUAGUGGAAGAAGAAGAAGAACCAAUUCUGGAUAUCGACGGACAAGAUGCAAACAACUCUCUUGCAGUUGUUGAAUAUGUCGAAGAUCUAUACGAGUUCUACCGUAAAAAUGAGAGAUUUAGCUGUGUUCCUCUUGAUUACAUGGCGCAACAGUUUGAUAUAACCGACAAAAUGAGAGCAAUACUUAUAGAUUGGCUCAUCGAGGUACAUGACAAAUUCGAGCUUAUGAACGAGACAUUGUUUCUAACCGUGAAUCUGAUAGAUAGAUUCUUGUCCAAGCAAGCUGUUGUAAGAAAGAAGCUUCAGCUUGUUGGUUUAGUCGCAUUGCUCUUGGCUUGCAAAUACGAAGAGGUGUCGGUACCAAUUGUUGAAGAUUUAGUUGUCAUUUCCGACAAAGCCUAUACCAGGAACGAUGUUUUAGAAAUGGAGAAGAUUAUGCUCAACACUUUGCAAUUCAAUAUGUCGUUACCAACGCAAUACCCUUUCUUGAAGAGGUUCCUCAAGGCUGCUCAAUCAGACAAGAAGCUUGAGAUCUUGGCGUCGUUCUUGAUCGAGCUUGCUCUUGUGGACUACGAGAUGGUUCAGUAUCCACCAUCGUUACUAGCCGCCACUGCAGUGUACACAGCUCAGUGUACAAUCCAUGGCUUCAGUGAAUGGAACAGCACUUGUGAAUUCCACAGUCACUACUCUGAAAAUCAACUCCUAGAAUGUUGUAGAAGAAUGGUGAGCCUGCACCAGAAGGCUGCUACGGAUAAACUAACAGGAAUCCCCGCUUUGAAACCCAAAUCCACAUCUCAAUCCCUUCUCCACCUCAGCAAACCAAACACCGUGAGCCUCGCCGGAAAAGCCAAGCCCGUCUCGGUUAGAUGCGUCGCCGCAACGACCCAUGUCCAAGACGGAGCUAGAUCCGGCUCCGUCGGAUCACAAGAACGCGUCUUCAACUUCGCGGCGGGUCCAGCCACUUUGCCGGAGAACGUUCUCCUUAAAGCGCAGUCGGAUCUGUACAACUGGCGUGGAUCCGGGAUGAGCGUGAUGGAGAUGAGCCACAGAGGGAAAGAGUUCCUCUCGAUUAUACAGAAAGCGGAAUCGGAUCUCCGUCAGCUCCUGGAGAUUCCUUCGGAAUAUUCCGUUCUGUUCUUACAAGGAGGUGCAACGACCCAAUUCGCUGCCUUGCCUCUCAAUCUCUGCAAACCGGAUGAUACGGUCGAUUUCGUUGUUACCGGUUCGUGGGGAGACAAAGCCGCGAAGGAAGCGAAGAAGUAUUGCAAAACCAAUGUGAUUUGGUCUGGUAAAUCUGAGAAAUACACAAAGGUUCCAUCUUUCGGCGAGUUGGAGCAGAGCCCGCACGCCAAGUAUUUGCAUAUAUGCGCCAACGAAACAAUCCAUGGAGUUGAGUUCAAAGACUACCCUGUUCCUAAGAACCCUGAUGGGAUCUUGGUCGCUGAUAUGUCUUCCAACUUCUGCUCGAAACCGGUUGAUGUAUCCAAGUUCGGCGUGAUCUACGGUGGUGCACAGAAGAACGUUGGUCCGUCUGGUGUCACGAUCGUGAUCAUUCGAAAAGAUUUGAUUGGAAACGCUCAAGACAUCACUCCUGUGAUGCUUGAUUACAAGAUCCACGACGAGAACAGCUCGUUGUACAACACGCCUCCUUGUUUCGGGAUUUACAUGUGUGGCCUCGUGUUUGAGGAUCUGUUGGAGCAAGGUGGGUUGAAAGAAGUGGAGAAGAAGAACCAGAGGAAGGCUGAUCUGCUUUACAACGCCAUUGAAGAAAGCAAAGGCUUUUACAGGUGUCCUGUUGAGAAAUCAGUGAGGUCGUUGAUGAACGUGCCUUUCACAUUGGAGAAGUCUGAAUUGGAAGCUGAGUUUAUCAAGGAAGCUGCCAAGGAGAAGAUGGUGCAGCUUAAAGGGCAUAGAUCAGUGGGAGGUAUGAGAGCUUCUAUCUACAAUGCAAUGCCUUUGGCUGGUGUGGAAAAGCUUGUUGCUUUCAUGAAAGAUUUUCAGGCAAAGCAUGCUUAG